Stomoxys calcitrans (stable fly) is the source of this 670-nucleotide messenger RNA. RefSeq lists its product as uncharacterized. Lineage: Eukaryota; Metazoa; Arthropoda; Insecta; Diptera; Muscidae. The transcript is spliced from 2 exons. Bases 105 to 566 code for a protein of 153 amino acids. The record is from RefSeq and is a predicted model, not a curated record.
AUGCUUAAAAACAGCUGGAUAUGGUUCAUCUUGUUGUAGUUGCACAUUUGUUUGUUAUGAAAUAAAAUUUGUGAAAUUUUAAUUUUACUUAUUCCUCUUAUAAAAUGAACACAGUGAAAAUCGCACAGGCUUUGCUCCGGAUAAGGCCGGCGUUAUGUUCACAGCAGCGAUUGAUGGCACAAAAACUAGGCAAUACAAAAACCAGCAGCAAGACCUCUCCCGAAUCCGAAGUCAAUAAUGAGCCCAUACAAUAUUUUGGCAGUGAUGCUGCUUCCUGGCGUGCCAAGGACACUCGCAGUGGUGGCUCCGAUGAACAUUUGUGGUAUCAGCCCUAUGUCAUCUCUGGCAGUCUAGCCAUAUUCCUAUUGUAUUUCUGCGUACUGCGAGAGGAAAGUGAUAUCGAUUUGAAACUCGAAGGAAACCUAUACGAACAUGUUCAUGGUCUGGAGGAAGUUCAAUUGACAAUGAACUAUAAAUACAAUAAGGAAAAUGGUUUGGAUAAUCGCGAAGUAAUCAAGAGGCUCGGCGAGUUGGGCAUUGAUGUAAAGCUAUUGGAUGCGAAAUAGUUUGAAGGAAGAAAGCAUUACAACCUAUACUAUAUUAAUUAAGGAAUAAAAUUAUCGUUACAAAAUCCUAUCAAAAAAUUAAAGUAUAAUUGAAAACAAAAGAA